GCGCGGCGGGCCGGCAUGGCGGCGGCAGCGGCCUUGCUGGGCCGGGCCGCGGGCCUGGGCCUGGGCCUGGGCCUGGGCCUGGUCACGGCCGCGGGCGGGCGGCGGCUCCUCCGGUGCGGGACGGGAGCGGGGCUGCGCGAGCGGGGCACAGGGACCCUCCUCGACGGUGCCGUUGUAUGCAGGGCCGGCGGCGCGGCGGAGCGCUGCCUGUCUCGAGGGACCAGCUCGAUUCAGCGCCCGAAGCGGCCCCUCACCGCCUAUUUUCGUUUUGUGAUGGACAACCGUCCGGCCUUUCGGGAAAAAAACCCAGAAGCGAGCAACACAGAACUGAUUAAAAAAUUAGCAGGUGCGUGGAAGGAGUUACCAGCAUCACAGAAGCAGGUUUAUGAGGAAGCAAGAAAGACAGACUGGAAAAGAUACGGAGAGCAGAUGGCCGCUUACAAAGCCCAACUGACUCCAGCCCAGGCUGCUGCUUUGAAAGAGGAAAGGAGAAAACAACUGGCAAAGAGAAGAUCAAUCAGGGCAAAAAGAGAAUUGAAUCUACUUGGAAAACCUAAAAGAGCUCGUAGUGGCUUUAACAUCUUCCUGUCAGAAAAUUUUCAAGAAAGUGAGGGAAAUUCACCUGUGGCAAAGCUGAAGAAACUAUUUGAUACGUGGCAAAAAAUGUCUGCUUCCCAAAAACAGCCAUACUUGCAGCUUGCUGAAGAUGAUAAGAUUCGGUAUGAGAAUGAAAUGAAGUUGUGGGAAGCAAAAAUGAUUGAACUGGGACGUGAAGACCUGGUGCGUUCCAAAAAGCAAAAGUUAAAAAAGAAACCUGCUGAAACUGUAAAGCAAACUGAAACAGCCAAAGCUUCUUCAGGAAGAGGAAAAAAGGCAAAAUUAAAAAAAUCGGAAGAAUAAAAAAAUGCCCUGUGAUUGUCUUAUUUCUGUCCUGCUGUGUUAAUGCUGCAGUCAGCAUUAGCACUGAAAUUUGGAAAACCCGUGAAGGGCCCUUUGGAAAGGUGAUCAGGUAAGAGAGGAGUUACUGUCUCUCAGAACUGACUGAAAUAAUCACUGCAGGUGUAGCCUGAGCUGUAGGAUAGCAAUUGAUUAAUCAAGCUGUGAAUACUGAUACCCACUGACAUCAGCAGUGCUCUCCAAUAACGGUUGAUAAUAUCCAGCUUUUAUAAGCUAUUUUUUUGAUGAAAAAAUAAAAAAUAUUCUUUCUUUAUGAAAGAAAGAAUAUUCUGCAAUGUUACCAUCUAAAUUCUGUAAAUAAGAGCUGAAAUCUGAGUUAACACUGCUGUGUUUUAUUCCCUCCAUGUUAUUGCUAGUGGGAUGUUCUACAUUUCAACAGGCAUAAGAAACACAAAAUGCUAGCUUUUAUUUUAUGCAUCUGUCUUUUUGUACCUGUUAAUCUGUGUAUGCCACUUCUGUUGCAUUUAAAGACCCAUGUGAGUUUUGUAUGAACGUACCUUUAUUGGACUUCGAUUUUGUGGUUUUGUUUGGAUACAUACAAACAUUUUUGUCUCGUUGUUGUCACAUUUGGGCGACCUAGAAGGAAAAAAAAUAUGUGAGCUGCUUGACAUUUGAGUUUUGGUGUAAUAAAUACAGGUAUUUUGAA
This is a messenger RNA of Vidua macroura (Pin-tailed whydah), 1603 nucleotides long. RefSeq names its product transcription factor A, mitochondrial (gene TFAM). The transcript has 6 exons. The record is from RefSeq and is a predicted model, not a curated record. Lineage: Eukaryota; Metazoa; Chordata; Aves; Passeriformes; Viduidae. Bases 16 to 900 code for a protein of 294 amino acids.